CGGUCUGCGUCUAACAGAGCUGCUUCUUCUGAUCUGUUCACAUUUGACACGGGUGUGCUUGGAAGUUCCUCAUCAGAUCCUCGACGCAGACGCAUCCUUCAUAGAGGAGUUCUUCGAGAUCGGAAUUUUUAACGGAAGCUGCUGGCGUGAAAAUAAUCAUGACCGCAGCACCGACUCCUCGAGACAACGAGGUUUUCGCCAACUAUUCGCCGAGAGAGCGGGUAAUCCUCCCCAACAUUUUUGACAAGGAAAAGGAGAGGAAGUCCUGCGGAUUUCACCUCACAAGGUCAAAGUGGGAUCCUUAUCCGUGGGUAGGUUUCGUGGAGCCAGACAGCAUUGCACAUAUCGCCGGCCUGCGGGCCGGUGACUGUUUGCUCGAAGUUUGCGGGCAGGACGUGGUGGGACUCCGCGUCAAGGAUAUAGCCACCUUGAUUCAAAACCGUGCGAAGCAGGCCGUCGACCUCGAGAUAUGGCGGAGCACCGACGCGGACUACAGCGUCGAAGAGGCGGCCGAUGACGGACUUGGAAACGGCGUCGCCCUUCAGGGCCCACUUCCCGAGGUUGCCCGAAAACUAGCCAAUGCUGUUUCGGGCGUCGUCCGAGCUCUCGAGUGUCCGAUUUGCCUCGAGAGCGCCGCUUCCCCGGUAUCCCAGUGCGUCCACGGGCACAUCCUCUGCGUGAGUUGCAGAUCGCGGACCGAUCGGUGCCCGGUUUGCCGAGUCAGGCUGGGCCAGGGCAGAUGCCUCUUGGCCGACAAGGUCCACGGGACUCUGAGGGAAGCCUUCGCCCUGGGUGAGGCGGAAGUCCGACUGGGGGAAAAGUUAUUCGGCAAGUCGAAUCGUACGAGUGGCGGAUCGAGGGACGUCCGGAACGCGAAUCAACGGGGCGCAGGGGGCAGCCUUGGGACCCGCCACCUCCUGGCCAGGCUCUUCCUCAGCGUCGGAGGCAGCGUCGACAGGCUUACCGACAACAGGGCCGCUUCGGCUGAGAACUUGUCCGUUAUCGUGGGAGCCGAUGACCGGAAGAACGAGAUCGGCGUGUCGCAGAGGCCGGCAGCGAAGCGGCUCGGAGAGCUGACCUCUGGCGAUCGUGCGAAGUCCGCGAGCACCGGGGAGCUCGCCAGUGCCACUGCCGUUCGCGCCCUGAAGAACCAGCCGCCGGAGUUCCCGAGCUGCUCGAACCCCGACGUGACCAACGAGCGAGUAACUCGACGCUCGGGGAGCCUCCUUAGCGUUCCGCAGACACCGACUUGGGGCGGAUCGACCGAGUCAAUUUCGAACACCUUCGUCCGAUGUCCACUAGCGCAAUCCAACGCCUGCACGGAACUCCUCACUCCCGGUUUUCUCCUCGAACAUCUUGGCACUGCCCAUCGGGGCCCCCAGGUUCAUUUUUAUGCUGGUACUGCGACGGUAUCCUUACCAACACCCCUCGGACCCAACGCCAUUUACGUGCUGCAUCACGGGGGCGAGAUUUUCUUCUUUAAGUGCGACGAAGAAGCCGCGUGGAUCGUUACUGCAGUCGGAGGUGCUCGACGUUGGGAUUGGUGUUUGCGAGGAUGGGGAACUGACGGUACCGAAGUGAAAUUACGCCGGAGUGUCGCCACCUUGGAGGAAGACUUUCAUCCCUUGACGGCUCAACAAAUCGCCCCCUUACCCAAGGCACUCGAUAUCAGAACUGUGGAAAUUCAACUCACGGAAUCCCGUUCGGAAGAAGUGGCUCGGAUGUGAACGGGUAACGCUCAAGUCCGGACACUUGAUUAAUUAAUAUGCUGCGUCUCAAGCACCGACUACAAUGUUACUCUAAAGAAAAUUUGUACUGGAAAAAAGUCUUCCUGAACUUGGGCUGUGCGAAUUUUGCAAAUAUACG
This is a messenger RNA of Neodiprion fabricii, 1866 nucleotides long. RefSeq lists its product as uncharacterized. Lineage: Eukaryota; Metazoa; Arthropoda; Insecta; Hymenoptera; Diprionidae. Gene Ontology annotation, biological process: multicellular organism development; proteasome-mediated ubiquitin-dependent protein catabolic process. Gene Ontology annotation, molecular function: ubiquitin protein ligase activity; ubiquitin conjugating enzyme binding. The transcript is spliced from 4 exons. The coding region runs from base 159 to 1727 and encodes 522 amino acids. The record is from RefSeq and is a predicted model, not a curated record. Gene Ontology annotation, cellular component: cytoplasm.